AUGGUGCCAGGAUUCAACGGCGUUCCCUUCGAUGCCGAAAUAUCAGACAGAGGGUUUGCAGGCUCUGACCUAUGCGGCUGGUUUCCGUCGCCUUUCACCGUACGCGAACUGGAGAUGCUGAGACUGAUAAAUUCCUUGACUGAUCGACCAGGCUGGGAGGAGUUGGUCUUUGAUGCUUCGACCAUGCAGACUUGGCGAAGCGAGGCCAUGGCGCAAUUUCCAUUGAUCAGCCCCAAGACAUGGGACUGGUGCGAGGCUGAGCUGCGUGACAAAGCGCAGCGAUGGCAGGAGACUGGUCUAAUCAUGGUUCUAAACGCUGCCAGUGGCGUGUGUAAAUCAGACACCAUCAUUCCUCCUUCAGUGGCCAUGGAGAUCCAGGGUUUCGUCAAUUCCGCCUUGAAGGAAAGUGACGGGCAGAUGGACUGGGCACCAGCUUCAAACCAGCAGGUUUGGAACCUGAUUGACCCCUCACUGUACCCCCUGGUUCGCGAACGCACAAGAGUACUGGUCAGUAGCGGCAGUGUUCCGCUUGAGAAGACGCUGGACGCUUAUGGGCAAGGAGAGGCACCGCCGCCGCUCCAUGAAGACAGACACGACUGGGAAGUUGAAAAGUACAUCUACUCACUGCGCUAUCAAUGGCUGCCUUGCGAGGUUGAAUUCUGUGGGCCGGCUGGAUCAACAGACGUGCGGAUUACUUCCUACGUCAACAAUCUUCACCCGCGUGAGCAGCGGCCAUUCUACAGGGUGUUGGAAAGUGUAAUAUCCAAAACCAUUGAGCCAUGGAACCAGGCUCUGAUUAGACUAGCGUUCGCCGGGCCCCUUUGGGCCGGCCGGGAACCCAUGCGUAUCCGCACAUUCGGGGUUGAGUGGGAUAACCGUUAUCCUCAAUGGGCCGAGGAUCUUCCGACCACGCUGGACGUCGAUAAGUCAACUGAAGAUUAUCCGCGGGCGCUCGCUCGGCUCAAGGAGUACCUUUCUUUGCCAGAGUAUGGGCUGAAGGUGCAAUGGUCCUAUAAUUCAACACGUGAAAUCCCUGCAGACUGGGAGGCAACAUUAUCCUUGCGUGAAGUUGUGAAUAUCAAAUACAGUCGCAUGUUUCGGUUCCAGCACUCCGAGCCUGGCACCACCUAUUCCUACGAAGACUGGAAGGCAGGUCGAACGGCCCACGCAAUUAAAAGCCACGAAAUCAAGGAUCCGAUGGUCCAUAAUGAGAUAUUGAGAGCAAAAGACGAGGUCGAUCAUCAAUUUCAGACCGUGAAACUCCAGGACGAGUUCCGCGAAAAGGGGCUGCAGAUUAUUGUCAAGCUGGGGGGCAUUGAGCUCGCUCCUGAUAAUCCGUCCUUCUUGGGCGAGGAUUGGCACGUGGACGGCCUGGCGAAUGAACAUAUAGCGGGGGUAGCCUUGUAUUGCUUUGAUCUUGGAAACGUGGCGAAUCCCCGAAUCUCCUUCGCUCAUGAGAUUUCCAUGGAUGCCGAUGAUUUUUCGUUUAGUUAUUUUAACUGGGACAUUCCGUAUCUGGAAAGGCUGUUCGGUGUUCAGAAUGAGAAACCAUCGUUUCAAGAACUCGGAUCUGUGUCCAUACGUCAAGGGGGUCUGAUCGCUUUUCCAAACUGUAUAUACCACCGCCUUGAAUCAUUUGAAUUGGUGGACAAAGCUCGACCUGGACGCUGUCGCUUUUUGACUCUGUGGCUCGUUGAUCCUUACUACCGCAUCCGUUCCACGCGAAAUGUGCCCCCCCAGCGUCUCGAUUGGUGGGAACAGGAAGCCCGAUCCCAUCUAUCAUCAGCCCAUCCACUUCCCCAAGAAUUGGCGGAUCAGAUCAUUACGGAGGCUGGUCUGUGGCUUAUGAACUUACCAGAGGCCCAGCACCACCGGCGUGAGCGAGCCAAGGAGGAGGCAUUGGCUUAUGAGAAGAUCAGGAGUCAGAUUGAGCGUAACACUAUAUGCCUUUUGAAGCAAUGA
Molecule: messenger RNA, 1962 nt
Organism: Aspergillus fumigatus Af293
Lineage: Eukaryota; Fungi; Ascomycota; Eurotiomycetes; Eurotiales; Aspergillaceae
Product: DUF4246 domain-containing protein
Exons: 2
Coding region: 1-1962 (653 amino acids)
Source: RefSeq, a predicted model, not a curated record